Molecule: messenger RNA, 1807 nt
Organism: Argiope bruennichi
Lineage: Eukaryota; Metazoa; Arthropoda; Arachnida; Araneae; Araneidae
Product: putative sodium-dependent multivitamin transporter
Exons: 11
Coding region: 1-1779 (592 amino acids)
Biological process (GO): transmembrane transport; sodium ion transport
Cellular component (GO): membrane
Molecular function (GO): symporter activity
Source: RefSeq, a predicted model, not a curated record
AUGUCUGAUAAAUAUUACUUAGGUAUUCUUGAUUAUCUAAUCAUAGUCUUUACCCUCAUAAUUUCUACAGCGAUAGGCAUCAAAUUUAAAUCCAUCGGAAAAGAUACAGGAAAAAUGCGAGAAUACUUCAUGGCCGGAAAAAAUAUGUCAAUGCUUCCAGUGAUCAUGUCUGCAACUGCAACAAUGAUUUCUCCUUUAACUACAAUAGGUAUACCUGCCGAGAUAUACAAAUAUGGCAUACAGCUUUGGUCAAUGAGUUUUGGUGUAGCAGUUGGCAUGAUAUUAGCUGCCUAUGUCUUCGUGCCUAUUUAUUAUCAAAGCGGUGUCUGUACGGUAUAUGAGUACUUAGAAAUGCGUUUUGAUAAGACUACAAGGUAUGCCAUUUCAACUAUGUUCGCAAUACAAAUGAUAUUGUGGAACAGCUCAGUUCUGUAUUCUCCGGUGUUAGCCAUAAAUGCAGUAACUGAUUUACCGCUAGAAAUAUCGAUCUUAGUGUUUGGAGCAAUUUGUUCAAUUUAUUGUGCAAUUGGAGGUUUGAAAGCUGUUCUAUGGACAGAUGUUUUUCAAACAUUUUUAAUGUUUGUCACUGCCUUUAUGCUGCUCACAGCUGGAAUCAUAUAUGGGGGAGGAUGGGAUAAUAUUUUAGACCGCUCUAAAGAAGGCGGGAGAUUAAACAUAUUAAAUUUUCAAGAGGAUUUUACAACGAGAUAUACAUUUUGGAACGGAUUCUUUCAGGGGUUGACCUAUUCAGUUGCAUUGUAUGGUGCUAAUCAGACAGGAGUGCAGCGAUUGCUCAGCUUGAGCAAAAUUGGAAGAGCGAAAUCGGCUCUUUUGAGUAGUGCUCCACUUGUUUUCUUGCUGUGCAUGUUUUCUUGCCUGCAUGGGAUUGCAUUGUACGCUGUUUACUUCAUGUGUGAUCCUAUUAUGAACAAAAAAGAAACAGGCCUUACAAAAUAUGAUCAGAUCGUCCCUUAUUUUCUGAUUUCUAAAUUUCAUUCCAUUCCUGGACUUACUGGGCUAUCUCUAGCAGGGAUUUUCAGUGCAUCCCUUACAACCGUUUCUUCCGUUUUGAAUUCCUUGGCAACCAUCACGAUCAUAGAUUUUGUACAUCCCAUCUUCCAAUCGCUUCGGAGAAACGAAAAUAAAUCCUUGUUGUUAGCUAAAGGACUUUCUCUUGCUUAUGGAGCCAUCUGCAUCUGCGUUGCUUUUGCUUUGACGAAAGCAAAGAGCAUAAGUCAAGUCGGAUUUCUUUGCAAUAACACGUUCGAAGGACCAACUUUGGCCAUCUUCACUAUUGGCGUACUGACAAGAAAAGGUUCUGGCAAGAGUAUAGUGUUUGGUCUCCUUGUUGGUUUAUCAAUAACAUUGUGGAUUGGUUUUAGCAGUUUAUUUAGCGGCUAUAUAGAAAAACCUCUUCCUCUGAGUACCAGCAUGUGUGCAGCAACAUUCAACUUGACACACGAGUAUGCUCUGCUCGGUAUCUCAAAUCUUCCGUCUCCUAAUACUACUAUUUCUUCUGAAAGUGAAAUCUUCAUUUUGAACAAAAUAUCUUACUUUUGGGUGAAACCGAUAGGAUUUGUCAUCACAUUAUGUAGCACUUGCAUAGCUAUAUUUAUAUCAGGUCUGAAAACAGAAGUGGUCCUAUCAGAUUUAAAAUAUCUGAGUCCUGUGGCAAGAUUUUGGACAAAGGAUAAAACCAUCGAUCAACAUAUGGAAAAUGAAAAUAAUUUUAAGUUACAAAGCUUGCCUUCUUCAGAAAGACACAGAACAAGCCUUUAAACUAUCUUUGAGAGUUUAUCAAGUGAAA